CUCUGCCCGGCCCAAGCAGGAAGUUCCAGAGUUUGCCGUGGCCCGGGCCGCUCGGCAGAACCAGGAAGUCAGCCGGUUCUCUGCCCUCGGCCUCUCCUCCCUGGCACCCCUCUAGAGCUGGCACGGAGCCGCCCAGCGGCUGCCUCCCUCCUUCCCGCCCAGGGCCAUGGCUACGGUGGACCCCUUCCUCCUGGCACUUCACCGCAUCUCCUGCAACCUGUCAAAGAAGGAACUGGAAGACAUGAAAUUCUUUUGCAAGAAGGACAUUGGCAAGAAGAAGCUAAAUGAGGUGGAGCAAGCCAUCCAGCUCUUCUCCCUUCUGAUGCAGCAGAAUUUGCUGUCCGCCAACAACACAGCUUUCCUGACCUCCGUGCUCCGAAGUCUGAAGCGGGAUGACCUGAUCCAGGAGCUGGCCAAGGCUGCAGGGAGCCAGCCUGGUUCUGGGGCGCCGCUGGAUCCAGCAGUGGAAGAACAACUAGAGGUCACAUUUGACGUUCUUUGUGGCCACGUGGGUCGAGACUGGAAAAGGCUGGUUCGAAAACUGGGCAUUUCCCAGGUGGACAUUGACAGGAUAGUUUAUGCACAUCCUCAUGACUUGAGGGAGCAGCUCUACCAGUCACUAUUAGUCUGGAAAAAAUCCGAAGAAAAAGAAGCCAACGUCUCCACCAUCCAAAAGGCACUUCGAGACUGUGAGCUGAACCUAGUAGCAGACAUCUUAGCAGACAAGCUGGAAAAGAUGCAUCUCUGAGAAGCCCCCAGGGGUGGUGACCAGAAGUCGAACAAGCACUAACAAACCACCUUGCUGAGCUCACUUCUUUCUUUCAGACGCAUUUGUGAAUUGAGGCAGUUGGACCCGAGAGCCUCGCUCUCCUGACAGUUGUCCGUACAGAUCCACUACUCUGCCCUCGGCCCUCUUCUGCCCGGCUCCCUUGCCUUGGAGCCCGUCCACCUCUGGCCCUCAGAACAUAGGUCAAGUCCGCGCUCUCAUUCCGCAAAAGUCCGUGUCAUCAGUUGGCUUCUUCCCUACCCCGGAGGCUCCUCCCUGGCCUCCUCCUAUGCACGUUGUCUGACUUAAUUGGAACAGAAGCUCUUGGUGGGCAGGCAAGCGACGGCCUUGUGUUAUUUUACUUUGGUUCUCAGUGAGUAGCAUAGUGUCGGCUCGUGUUUAGCGACUAAAUUUUCAUUCUUUCAACAUCCCUUUGAAGCGACUGGGGAUGUGUAGCCUUGAGAGGAGAAGACGCAAGGAGGAGCAUGGAGCAUUCUUCAAGUAUCUGAAGGGCUGCGCUGAGGAGAAGGGGUUGGACUGGUUCUCUUUGGUCCCAGAGGGCCAAUCGUGGGGAAAGUGAAGAGGAGAAUUUAGGCUGGAUGGCAGGAAAAACUUCUGAAGCCUGAGAGCUGUCCUGAAGUGGGCAGGCAGCCUUCCCGGGCUGGGGCAGGUUUGCCUGCACUGAAUCAGGUCUUCCAAGAUUAUCACUCAGGCGCACAGCCCAAAAGUCUCAUUUCAUUUUCACCUGGUUGUCAAGUUGGGUCAUCUUGCCUCUAGGGCAUCUCUUUUGUCCAUCCUCUUCUCCUCCUCCCCUCAUCCAGGUACAUGUUCAUGUCCUCAACCUAGACUCACCCAAUAGUUUGGGAACUUGUGUUCCUUCCUGCUCACAUCUUUUCACUCAUAGCUACCAAAUGAAUAUUCUGAAAGCCUACCUCUGAACACAAAACUUCCUGCUCAAGAACAUUCAGAGGCUUCCUUGUGCCCCUAGGAUAAAGUACAAAUUCAUGUAUGUGCUGUUCAAAAGCAUUAUAAAGUGCUGUUCUUCAUUUAUGAUAAGACAUCUCCCACCUCCAAACCUUUGCAUAGGUGGCCCUGAUGCCAGAAAUGCUCAGCCUCUUCAUAUUCACCUCUUGGAAUCUCAAACUAUCAAAGAUCAGUUCCAUCACCUUCACCUUCAGGAAGCCAUUCUUGGUUUUCCCUCACCAUUCCCUUCACUUUCCAUUUAUUUCACAUCUCUCCUGGAUUGGCCUGUCUGAGAACAUGUUUUGUUACCACCUCAUUUAUCCACUGUAAAACGUGGCUACUCGCAGCAAUGAUCUGGGACAAUUCUGAAGGGCUCAGAAGGGGAAUGCUCGUCACCUUUAUAGAAGAACUGUUGGAGUCAGAAUACUGAUCAAAGCCGACUAUUUUCCACAUUCCUUUAUUUAUGUUUUUAUUUAGUGGGUUUGAUUUUAUAGGAAUAUUCUCUUACGAUAAUGCCUAAUAUGGAAGUAAGCGUACAUGUAUAACCUUGAUCAUGGUGGGGAGGGAGGAAGAUCAUCUAAAUCUUGUCAUUUUGGAAAAUGUAUGUUGAAAAUUGUUAUUACAUGUAAUUGGGAAAAUAAAAUAUAUUUUUUUUAACCCUUA
Messenger RNA from Monodelphis domestica (gray short-tailed opossum), 2392 nucleotides. It is a transcript of the gene FADD, whose product is annotated as Fas associated via death domain. Lineage: Eukaryota; Metazoa; Chordata; Mammalia; Didelphimorphia; Didelphidae. The record is from RefSeq and is a predicted model, not a curated record. Gene Ontology annotation, cellular component: CD95 death-inducing signaling complex. Gene Ontology annotation, biological process: extrinsic apoptotic signaling pathway; positive regulation of innate immune response; regulation of apoptotic process. Gene Ontology annotation, molecular function: caspase binding; death receptor binding.